AUGGUAAUUACUGGCACUUGGUAUUCCAUCGGUAUCAGCACUAAUAAUACUAGCACAUUGAAUAAUACCUUUCAAAUUGUAUUAUGUACAGAUGAAGAUCGUAGUUUUAUCUUUUUUCUUUAUCAUGAUCUUCAAUGGGUCAAUCCUUCCAAUAGAUCGUAUUAUUAUGCUGAAGCAGGGAUCCACAAUGGUGAUCGAAAUAAAUCACAAAUGCUUCCGUAUUCAGGCACAGAAGAUAUUGUAAAAUUAGUUAAUGAGAGUAAUGUUAAUAUACCUGGCUUAUUUACUUUUCGUGUUGACGCAGACGAGAUCAAUGCAGGUGGUUGUAAUGAAAAUGUAACAAUGGUUUCCUUCCGUCCUCGCAUUAGUUCACAACUUGGCUCUACAGCUCUCAAUAUUUAUGGUUCAUGUUUUACAAAUCAAACAAAAGUCAAAUGUCGAUUUGGUUCUUCAUCACAAACUAUCGAUGGUUUUAUUAUUGAUGAAUUUCGAGCUAGUUGUCUUACACCAUUUGCUUCUGUGCAUGGACCGGUGCCAGUGAAUAUAUCCAUUGAUAAUGGACAAACAUUCAUUUCAGCUGGUACUUUUACAUAUGCUCCAUUACAAUUCAGUUCUGAUGAAGUAAUUAUUGAAAUAGAAGGUGGUAACAAUUUACUUGAAGUUGGGAAAUAUGUUAGACUAACAUGGCGUUUUUCUGAAAUAGUAAGAAAUACAUUUCCUAAUGGUACAAAAAUCGACAUCGAAUUAUGGAAAGUAAAUCUCAACUCUCAAUCACAAUUACAAAAAAAUAAUACACCAGUAAUACUUGUACGAAAUUUGAAUCUUAUUAAUUCGGUUCGUAUUCAAUUACCCUCGAGUAUUUCUGAUAUUUCGACCUGCUUUAUUCGAGUAAUUGCACGCUUUAAUGCUCAAAUAUACGCUGGAUUAAAUACAGGUUUACUGAUCGUUAGAAGUCGUUCAUCAGUGGCUCUCGGAUUAUGUCUAAAUUGGGCUGCGCAACAACCUGCACCAUCAACAUGGAAUAGUGAUAGCCUUCUUCAGUGUCCAAUGACACAUUGGCAAGCAAUAGCAGCUGGUCGUUGUUGUUAUGAACCUGAUAGACAAUGUUACGAUGGUAGUUCGAAUCCGAAUAAUUGCUGGCUUCAUAAAGCUCGUUCUGGGCGUGAUGAACCAUCGGCUGUCGAAUGUUAUAUUUCAAAAUAUUCAAAUAACCAUCGUGCUGGAGCAGAAUGUUGUUAUGAUAGUGCUCAAAUGUUAAUUACGCGUGGUACAGGCGCAGGAACUGAUGAUCGAUAUCAUCAAACAAUAUCACCUGUUCAACAUUUUUUUCAUGAUACUUUACCCUACUUACAAUGUUGUAUGAUGACUAUAGAUGACGGAGCGUGUAAUGCAUAUAUGUAUUAUCGACCACCACGAAGAGGUAGUAAUACAAUGGGUGACAGUGGUCGAAUGUGGGGAGAUCCACAUUUCGGAACACUCGAUGGAACCUCGUAUACUUUCAACGGCUAUGGAGAAUACAUUUAUCUAGCUAUUAGUAAUAGUACAUCGCCAUCAGCUGCCUUCAAUGCUAGUAGUCAAUCUUAUAUAUUUAUGUCACAAAUUCGAACUAUUCCAAUUAUGUCAAAUGAUGCCACCGUCACAAAAAGCUUUGCUGCUCGAUCUAACAAUAUCGAAAGUGAAACAGUAAAAGUAACUGUUUCGCGUCGUCAACAUCUUGUUUUACACCAUGGAAAUGAACUUCUUGAGUUCGAUGAUAAUAUUCAUAUACUUUACUUUUCUGAAAUGACUAUUAGUCGACUUGAUGGUAAUAAUAGACACUUCUCUCUUUCAUGGACCAUUGGUGUGACUAUUGAAAUAAAUGUGAUUGAAAUGACAUCACCAUCAAAACAAUUGGUGCUUAAUAUAGCUGCUUCAAUAGCUGGACGUUUCCGUGGUAAAACAUACGGACUAUUAGGUACUUAUGAUGGAAGAACAGAUAAUGAUUUACGAAGUCAAAAUGGAAGUAUCAUAAGUAGUAAUGGUUCACUUGAACAAAUUCAUAAAAAUUUUGGUGUUACUUGGGCUAUUGAUCCAUCUUCAUCAUUGUUGUACUAUGAAGCAGGUCAAACUCCUGAAUUCUUCAGCGAAAAAAAUCGUGUAUUUAAUGCAUCAUUUAUUGAUCCGAUAACAACUAAUAAUUCCACAAUUCAUAAUAGUUGCAAUAUAAAUGCAACCGCUUCACCUUCAUCAUGGAAUCUAGCUCAACGAACAUGUUACUAUGAUUUAUUUAUGACCAAUGAUAUGAAUUUAGCUAAUGCAUCAUUGAUGGCCGGUAAUGAACUUUUAUUGAUUCAAAAGAAUCAAAGAAACCCACCUUCAUUCAAAUCAUCGCUUCCUCUUAGCAUGAAUUUGACACAGGGUAAACAAGUGUCUUUAAAUAUAUCUGCAACAAGUGAAUAUCCAUCGCAUGUUGUCGAAUUGUUUGAAUUACAUCGACCUGUUAAUGCUACAUUUGACCGGAAUACAGGCAUAUUUCGAUGGACAGCUAUUAGUGGUGAACAUUACUUGAGCAUUGGAGCUCGUGAUACAACUUAUAAUUUAAUAUCAAAGCAUGAUAUCACUUUUUAUGUACAAGCAAAUGCUCCAAGCACUGUUACUCCUAAUAGUGGCAGGAAUACUACUGUUACCACUACUAGUGGCAGUAAUAAUCUAGUUAAGGAAGCUAAUUUUAUCAUUACAAUUCUUGGCCUAACUGUUCUUUUUGGUUGA
Molecule: messenger RNA, 2748 nt
Organism: Rotaria sp. Silwood2
Lineage: Eukaryota; Metazoa; Rotifera; Eurotatoria; Philodinida; Philodinidae
Source: the annotation of a GenBank genome assembly